GUUAGUAAUUUCAUAGUCACGAGAAAAAACGAGAUUUCAAUCUACCAAGCGAAGCCGACAAAGAAAAUCAAAUGCAGCCACAACAGCGGUCCUUCCCAGCACAGGGACCACCAAUGAGACCAUUUCCCCAGCCAGGUUAUUCCCCUGGUCCAAGGCCCGGUGGAUAUGGUGGCCCUCCACAGAUGAUGGGCGGUGGACCACAAAGGGUUAUGCCCGGUAUGCCUGGAGCUCAUGGAGGAAUGGCACCUCAUCCUUAUGCAGCCGGCAGUUCUGCCUCAGGAUCUACCAGCACAAAAGGAAGUAUGAGAUCAGGUAUGUCUCCAGGCAUGCCCCCACCCCCUGGACCACCUGGAAUGCAGACCCCCAUGGAUCGGAAAAGAUUACCAGAUCCCAGAACAGUUCAUCAUAUGAAAGCGAAACAAAAAAAGAAGAAAGUUGCUGAUAAAAUUUUACCACAAAGGGUUAGAGAUUUAGUACCUGAAUCACAGGCAUAUAUGGACUUGCUGGCAUUUGAAAGAAAAUUAGAUGCUACAAUAAUGAGAAAGAAACUUGAUAUUCAAGAAGCUUUAAAAAGACCAAUGAAACAAAAGAGAAAACUAAGAAUAUUCAUUUCCAACACAUUCUUUCCUGCUAAAGCUGAAGGGGAGGAUGGAGAAGAAACUGUUGCAUCAUGGGAGCUUAGAGUAGAAGGAAGAUUGUUAGAAGAUGCUGCUAGUGCAAAGAUUAGUGACACAUCAAAACUUAAAAGGAAAUUCUCAUCAUUCUUUAAAAGCUUGGUGAUAGAACUAGACAAAGAAUUGUAUGGACCAGACAAUCAUCUUGUGGAGUGGCACCGUACACCAAGUACACAAGAAACUGAUGGAUUCCAAGUCAAACGUCCAGGUGACCAGAAUGUUAAAUGCACAGUCUUGUUAAUGCUUGAUUACCAGCCACCACAGUUUAAGUUGGACCAGCGACUUGCACGUUUAUUAGGAGUACACACACAGACAAGGCCAGUUAUUAUCAGUGCUUUGUGGCAGUAUAUUAAGACACACAAACUACAAGAUCCAAAUGAGAGAGAAUACAUUAAUUGUGACAAAUAUCUCGAGCAGAUCUUUGAGUGUAAAAGAAUGAAAUUUGCUGAGAUUCCAGGGAAGCUACAUAACUUGUUGAUGCCACCAGACCCGAUUGUUAUCAAUCAUGUUAUAACUAACUUUACAUUUCACAGAGUUGAGGGACCUGAUGCAAGGAAGACCGCUUGCUAUGAUAUUGAUGUUGAAAUAGAUGACACACUGAAGCAGCAGAUGAACUCAUUCUUACUGACCACACAAAGUCAGCAAGAAAUCAGUAACCUCGACAACAAGAUUCAUGAAACUGUUGAAACCAUUAAUCAGUUGAAAACCAACAGAGAAUUCUUCCUCAGUUUUGCCAAAGAUCCACAAGAAUUUAUUAAUAAUUGGUUGAUAUCACAAACCAGAGACUUAAAGACAAUGACAGAUGUAGCUGGCAAUCCAGAAGAAGAGAGAAGAGCUGACUAUUUCUACCAACCAUGGUGCCAGGAAGCUGUGUGUAGAUACUUCUAUGGAAAGGUUCAGCAAAGAAGAAUGGAAAUCGAGCAAGCUUUGGGUAUAAGAAACCAAUAAGCCUGGAAAAAGAUCUUAAGAGUUUUGGCAGCUGUUAGUUAUGUGUAAAUGAACAGUGAAUGAGUUGGCUGAAUGAUAUGAUGAGUUUUAAUAGAGCCUCAGAACAUCUGGUUAUGAAAUUUUCAGAAUGCUACUCAUAACAUUAGACUGAAUUUGGGUGCUAAGAUCUGCAAUAUUUUAUCUCCAUAUUGUAAAUUCAUGUUUCAUAAACUUAUAUUUUUGUAGUACAAAAAGCAUUUGAUUUUCUGUAAAAUUACUGUUAUCAUAAAUAGAUAUGUAAAUAAUUUGUAUGAACUUUUUAUAUUGUAAAUGUUGGUCUCAUGUAGAAAUACAAGAUUGUCGUAAA
This is a messenger RNA of Mytilus trossulus (common blue mussel), 1968 nucleotides long. RefSeq names its product SWI/SNF-related matrix-associated actin-dependent regulator of chromatin subfamily D member 1-like. Gene Ontology annotation, biological process: regulation of transcription by RNA polymerase II. Gene Ontology annotation, cellular component: nucleus; SWI/SNF complex. Gene Ontology annotation, molecular function: transcription coregulator activity. The transcript has 17 exons. The record is from RefSeq and is a predicted model, not a curated record. Lineage: Eukaryota; Metazoa; Mollusca; Bivalvia; Mytilida; Mytilidae. Bases 72 to 1622 code for a protein of 516 amino acids.